Alternaria infectoria is the source of this 1245-nucleotide messenger RNA. RefSeq lists its product as uncharacterized. NCBI's taxonomy places the organism in Eukaryota, Fungi, Ascomycota, Dothideomycetes, Pleosporales, Pleosporaceae. Bases 1 to 1245 code for a protein of 414 amino acids. The transcript is spliced from 3 exons. The record is from RefSeq and is a predicted model, not a curated record. Gene Ontology annotation, molecular function: protein binding.
AUGAGCCAAUUUACGCAGUUGCCAGCCGAACUCCAAAUCCAAAUCUUCGACUACCUUCACGCUGCCGACGUCAAAUCCGCGAGAGCUGUGAGUAGAACAUACCAAGCGCUGGGCGCCUUCCAAAACGUAUCACUACACUCGAUAUACUCAGGCUAUGUAAGAGAGAUCAUCUUCGAUGGAACACUGUACGAUGGGCAUCUCGCGAAAGACCAUCGCAACUAUUCUCGAGCCGAAGAAGUUAGCGGCAAAUUCCAAUCAGGAUCCUUCUACGCAAUGCGAACCAGGUGGAAAAGAUACCAAGAGCUUCACAAGGAGCAAGAGAGCAUGAAGGAGGAUGGCGUCUUGUUACAAUCAUGCGCACGAGGCCUUGAGAACAUGCAGAACAUCUCGUCCAUCGUUUACUCGCCAUAUCAACACACCAUCCCUAUGGAGGUCAAGACACUGCGCGAUUUGCUACCAAGAGGAGCUCUUCCGGGCGCGCUCACCGACAACCGUACCACUGACUCGGAUCAUCCCUUCCGCCAACUUAUUGGUGCCGUCUUUCUGUCGGAGUAUACCGGAAUUCGGCAGCUCACCAUCGAAGCACCUCGCGAAGGCCAUCCUCGCACUGAGCUCUCUUUGAAUAUGUUCAGUUUCCCAGACGCCAACGACCUGAACGCCGGCAAACAUCUUUUCCGAAACUUGGUUAAGCUAGACAUAAGUUUGUCUAUUCUCAACAUACCGAGUCAGAUGAUACAUACUAUGACUGUGGUUGACCCUCCUGAACGACAGCUCGAGAACCUGGCCAAACUCCUCGAGGCUGCUCAAGAGCUGAGGCACCUUUCCUUUGGCAUACUGAACUGGAGGUAUCUUGACGAGCUGAUGUGGGGUGGGGGCAACAUUCCAGAAGGACGCUCUAUCAUAGACUUGAUCGGUCUUGGAGCAACAUGGCCGAAGCUCCGCUCCAUGGAGCUCAAAGGCCUAUACGCUAGGGAGCGCCAUCUGUGUGAACUAAUCAACCGACACAAGGACACACUCAGAACCCUUACCUUCGCAACAACCACUCUAAGCGCAGGUCUGUGGAUCGAAGUCGUGAACGAGGUUAUUUUCAACGCGUCUAUGAUCACAACAUUCGUGUUGGACCGGGUCGAUGAAACCCACAGCGGAUGGAAUCUAACCAGCGCCAACGGGGCUUUAGAAGGAUAUGAAGGCCGGCUGAUAGUGACCGAGGGUGGAGAACGCGAAUUUGUACGCAGCAGUCCUUGA